Molecule: messenger RNA, 1763 nt
Organism: Priapulus caudatus
Lineage: Eukaryota; Metazoa; Priapulida; Priapulimorpha; Priapulimorphida; Priapulidae
Product: cytochrome P450 18a1-like
Exons: 6
Coding region: 184-1653 (489 amino acids)
Biological process (GO): xenobiotic metabolic process
Cellular component (GO): cytoplasm; intracellular membrane-bounded organelle
Molecular function (GO): iron ion binding; oxidoreductase activity, acting on paired donors, with incorporation or reduction of molecular oxygen, reduced flavin or flavoprotein as one donor, and incorporation of one atom of oxygen; heme binding
Source: RefSeq, a predicted model, not a curated record
CGCGGUGUUAUACCUACGCUAGAUAUCCCUGGACAAGGGCGACUGACUGACUACCAGCGAUAGUCGCUGUAGCCGGCACCUCAUCGAUCCUUGCUCGAUGACAUCGCUCGUGACGUUAGCUAUCGAUCGUGCUUAGACGGGGUCCCUUCGUUGCGGUUUGCGUUAGUCGGGUAGACGGCAAAGAUGAAUCUCAUCUACUGGUUGGUGCUCAUCGUGCUCCUGCUCGCCGCCUACUACGUGUGGAACGCUCUCUACGGCCUGCCGUCGGACCUGCCGCCAGGACCAUCCGGUUGGACACGGCUGCCCCUCAUCGGCUCUCUACUGUCCACGCGAGCCGACCUACAUGUCCAGUUUCAGGAAUGGGCGAAAAUCUACGGCCCGAUAUUCCACGUGCAGAUGGCAACGAAGCUGUUCAUCGUGCUUAGCGACGCUAAGCUCGUUAAGGAGGCAUUCUCUAGGGACGACUUCGCCGGGCGACCUCACACGAACAUCAACGAUUACUACACGGAAGACCUAAAAUACGGAGUUUUGUUCAGUCAAGGUCCAGCAUGGAAGGAAAAUCGCCGUUUCUCCUUAACAUGUUUACGAGAUUUCGGUAUGGGUCGCUUCACGAUGGAAGCAAAGAUCAUGGAAGAGGUGACCGUCCUUUUGGACAUACUCGAGCAAGAGGAUCGACACAGCGGCUUCGACGUGCACAACCAUCUGGGCGUCAGUGUUUCGGCUAUCAUCAGCUCUCUUGUUUUCGGCAAGCACUUCACACACGACGAUCCUUACUUCGUUCGCUUCCUGGAUUGUAUGAAUAGACUAGCCAAAGCGAUCACUCCCGACGCUUCCAACUUCAUACCGGGGAUCAGCCUGCUGCCAAACAGCAACUUUAGAAAGUUUAAAACCCAUUACAACGAAUUGAAGACAGAUUUCUAUGAGGAGGAAAUAGCCGAACACAAGGCAAGACUAGACACCGAGAAUCCUCGCGAUUUCAUUGACGUCUACCUGACGAAGAUGAUCGAACUGCGGAAGGCAGGAAAACACACGACCUUCUCAGGUUGGCGCCGCCAGGUGUCGCUCCUACACACCAAUCACAUACACCAAGUAUUUGCUGUAAAGAAACAUCGAAUGUGGCAGAGAAUCGUGUGGUGGAUGAAGCUAUAUGUUCAGGAAGAGUUGGAUCGUGUGAUAGGAAGAAGUCGACUGCCGUGUCUGAAUGAUCAGGCUAGUUUGCUCUACACACAGGCCACCUUGCUCGAAGUAUUUCGGAGAAGUUCAGUUGUUCCUCUGGGAGUCUUUCAUGCUGCUGUGAAGGAGACAACCUUAGCCGGAUACAGAAUUCCAGAGGGAGCUAUCAUCGGUCCGAAUCUGUGGGGAAUCCACCACGACCCCGCUCUCUGGCAGAAUCCCAACGAAUUCCAACCGGAACGAUUCCUGGAUUCGGAUGGAAACCUGAUGAAACCGGACACGCUGCUGCCGUUCUCUACUGGACUGCGAGCGUGUAUCGGCGAGCUUCUUGCCCGCCAGGAGGCGUUCCUCUUCUUUGCCAGCGUUCUGCAGAAGUUUAAUCUCGUGCCGCCAGAGGGCGGGCCUGUUCCAGAAGACAGUGGUUUGCUGAGCCUUGUUCUGGCACCCAAGCCUUACAAAAUGCGAGCCAUCGUCCGUUAGGUUGCCUAUAGGUUCCUGGUUGGGAUUCUUAAUGAUCUGUUAACAUAAUCGGAGAGAUGUCGGCUAAUUAUUCCCGCUAUUGGGGUAAAAAUUAAAGUAACACGUAAGAA